This is a messenger RNA of Populus trichocarpa (black cottonwood), 3140 nucleotides long. Its product is annotated as putative chloride channel-like protein CLC-g. Gene Ontology annotation, molecular function: voltage-gated chloride channel activity. Gene Ontology annotation, biological process: transmembrane transport; chloride transport. The coding region runs from base 535 to 2862 and encodes 775 amino acids. The record is from RefSeq and is a predicted model, not a curated record. Gene Ontology annotation, cellular component: intracellular membrane-bounded organelle; plant-type vacuole membrane. Lineage: Eukaryota; Viridiplantae; Streptophyta; Magnoliopsida; Malpighiales; Salicaceae. The transcript is spliced from 7 exons.
UUUUUCCCUAUUUUUUUACAAACCCCCUAACAACCUACAAAACAAGUGCUACAUUCUUCUUCUUCUUUCUCCCUUUUCUCACAAUCCCUCUAGAAUUGACCGCAAAAUCCCAUAGCACCAUGCCUGUGAAGGACAUAAAAAGCUAAUGGGGUGUUGCUUGCCCUAUCCGUUUGAUUUUCUCACUUCUUCAGACCAAUAUUUUCAUGGGAUGGUGACAAAUUUUGUCUGAAUGUUCAGGAUAAAAGUUAUGUCCUAGUUUAACAGAUAUGGCAAUGGAGUCUCUUUUUUUCUUUUUUCUUUUUUAUGGGACCGUACGUUUGUAUUAUGGAAGAGUAGAAUUCAUCUGCCUAUGCCCUAAGUUUUUAAUACUUUGAAUAUAGGUUUUGGUGAAUUUAUUUCACUCACCAUUCAACUCUCUCUCCUCCUCUCUCUCUGUCUCUCGUUGUAUGUGCCAAUGGUCAUCAAUAACUGAAAAAACCAGUUAUAAAACCUUGAAAAGAAAAGAAAAGAAAAGAAAAGAGAAAACACCAUACCAUGUCAACAAAUUCUAUCAAUAGGGAAGCAAACACAGACCAAGAGUCUCUUAUAAUUCCUCUCCUGUCCCCUCGAAGAUCACUCAUUAACUCCACUUCUCAAGUUGCCAUCGUUGGAGCUAAUGUCUGCCCCAUUGAAAGUCUUGAUUAUGAGAUUGCUGAGAAUGAGUUCUUUAAACAAGAUUGGAGGAGUCGUGGAAAGAUGCAAAUAUUUCAGUAUGUGUUCAUGAAGUGGUCGCUUUGUUUCUUGAUCGGACUUAUUGUUAGCCUUAUUGGGUUUUUUAACAAUCUUGCUGUUGAAAAUAUUGCUGGCUUGAAGUUUGUGGUCACCUCCAAUAUGAUGCUGGCCAAAAGGUUUGGGAUGGCUUUUCUUGUGUUCUCAGUUUCUAAUUUGAUUCUUACCCUGUUUGCAUCCAUCAUCACGGCUUUUAUAGCACCAGCUGCUGCUGGUUCAGGUAUUCCAGAAGUUAAGGCUUACCUGAAUGGUGUGGAUGCACCUGGAAUUUUUUCCUUGCGAAGUUUGGUUAUUAAGAUUAUUGGAAGCAUUUCUGCGGUGUCCUCGUCUCUUUUUGUUGGAAAGGCAGGGCCAAUGGUGCACACUGGAGCAUGUGUUGCAGCAUUGCUUGGUCAGGGUGGAUCCAAGAGAUUUAAAUUAACAUGGAGAUGGCUUCGUUUUUUCAAAAAUGACCGAGACCGACGGGAUCUUGUAACAUGUGGAUCAGCUGCUGGAAUAGCUGCUGCCUUCCGUGCCCCAGUUGGAGGUGUGCUGUUUGCACUUGAAGAAAUGGCAUCUUGGUGGAGAAGUGCCCUUCUUUGGAGAGCUUUCUUCACAACAGCAGUAGUUGCAAUAGUGCUUCGGGCUCUGAUUGACGUCUGUUUAAGUGGAAAAUGUGGGCUAUUUGGAAAAGGAGGGCUCAUAAUGUUUGAUGUGUAUUCAGCAAGUGUUACGUACCACCUCAUUGAUGUACCACCUGUGUUCGCCCUUGGAGUUAUAGGAGGCAUAUUGGGAAGUUUGUAUAACUUCCUUCUAGACAAGGUUCUUCGAAUAUACAAUCUCAUCAAUGAGAAAGGCGUUGUUUACAAAAUUUUACUUGCUUGUGCAAUUUCCAUUUUCACAUCCUGUCUUCUUUUUGGACUACCAUGGCUUGCCUCUUGCCAACCCUGUCCAUCUGAUGCGUCGGAAGCUUGUCCAACAAUAGGCCGGUCUGGUAAUUUCAAGAAAUUUCAAUGUCCUCCUGGACAGUACAAUGAUCUGGCCAGCCUUAUAUUUAACACAAAUGAUGAUUCUGUUAAAAAUCUUUUCAGCCAGGACACCAACUCUGAGUUUCAAUAUUCGUCAAUUCUCAUAUUCUUUGUGACCUGCUUCUUUCUUAGUAUCUUUAGCUAUGGGAUUGUUGCCCCCGCGGGUUUAUUCAUACCAGUUAUCGUGACGGGUGCAUCUUAUGGACGUUUUGUUGGAAUGCUAGUUGGUUCACACUCAAAUCUUGAUCACGGCCUCUAUGCUGUCUUAGGUGCUGCUUCAUUUCUAGGCGGAUCUAUGAGGAUGACAGUUUCUCUGUGUGUCAUUAUUCUAGAAUUGACAAAUAAUCUGUUGAUGCUACCCUUGAUAAUGCUUGUUCUUCUUAUUUCCAAGACUGUGGCUGAUGCUUUCAAUGGUAAUAUUUAUGACCUUAUCAUGAAUGCGAAGGGUUUUCCUUACCUAGAAGCUCACACCGAGCCUUAUAUGAGGCAGUUGACAGUUGGUGAAGUAGUUAGGGGUCCACUUCAGAUCUUUCAGGGCAUUGAAAAGGUUGGCAAAAUAGUACAUGUUCUAAGAACUACGAGGCAUAAUGGAUUUCCUGUAAUUGAUGAGCCUCCGCUUUCUGAGUCUCCAGUUCUUUAUGGUCUAAUCCUCCGUGCUCAUCUAAUUGAAUUGCUAAAGAAGAAAGCUUUUGUGCCAACUCCAGUACCAACAGGCACUGAUGCCUUCAAGCUGUUCUUUGCUGGUGAUUUUGCAAAGAGGGGCUCAGGCAAUGGAGACAAGAUAGAGGAUCUGCAAUUUACCGAAGAAGAGAUGGAGAUGUUUUUAGAUUUACAUCCAUUUACGAAUGCUUCACCUUAUACUGUUGCGGAGACAAUGUCACUGGCUAAGGCUCUCAUACUUUUCCGAGAAGUUGGUUUGAGGCAUUUACUGGUGAUACCCAAGAUAUCUGGUAGGUCCCCUGUUGUGGGUAUAUUGACUAGGCACGAUUUCAUGCCAGGGCAUAUACUUGGUCUGCAUCCUAUGCUGAUUAGAAGCAGGUGGAAAAGAUUAAGAAUCCAGGCACCUCGUUUAUUCAAACUCUUCUAGAGCGUUGGAGUCAAGCAGAAGGAGCUCGCCCUUGAAAAUGAUAUUUGUUCAUUCUUUUAUUUGAGCUCCACAAUAUGGUAUCAUGCUAUCACUAUUUUCAAACUCUUUCAUAGAAACCAGAACUAAAGAAGAUCAGAUAAGAACAUUCAUUAAAUCAUUCGGCUAUUUAUAGGUAGUAUGAUGUAUGCGAGGAGGUAAAUCAUUGUUUCAUGGUGCAUUGAUAGCCAGGGAGACGUUGUGAAUAAAUGCAAUUGCCCUUUAGUGGGUUUUUUUUUCUA